AGUAUCUUUGGAUUAACACGCAUCGUCCAAUGAAAAGUUACCAAACGCGGACUGAGCUGCAGCUGCCAUAUACAGCGCUUGUUGCAGUUCUUGUAUGUAGACAUUUUGUCGGUUUAGAAAAUUAUGGACGGCAUUAAUCUCAGGGAAUGGUAUUGCUGACGUCGUUGAAAAUCCAAAAGACCUCGGCAUCUAAGACCAACUCCAUUUAUAUAUUCAGAGGAAGGUGACAGAUAAGCUCCAUCAUGCCGUUGGUGACACGAAGCAUCGAACCUCGCCACCUCUGUCGCGAGACACUGCCAAAUACGAUCAAGAGUGAACUGGAGUGUGUGACCAACAUCACACUUGCCAACAUAAUUCGCCAACUUGGAUCACUAAGUAAGUAUGCAGAGGAUGUGUUCGGUGAACUGUUUGUCCAGGCCAGCUCAUUUGCCGAACGGGUCAACACGCUGGGAGAGAGAGUGGACAAGCUGCAGGUCAAAGUCACCCAGCUGGACCCUAAAGAAGAGGAAGUUUCUCUUCAGGCAAUUACCAGCCGCAAAGCCUUCCACUCCAAUUUCAUCCAGGAUCAGCAGCUCUUCAUUAGGGCAUCAUUACCGCAGCCUAUCUAUGAGACUUAUCUGACCUGCAACCAGCCACCCCCCCUCAACAAUCUGAGCUGUUACAGGGAGGAUGGUAAGGAGGCUCUGAAGUUCUACACUGAUCCAUCUUAUUUCUUUGACCUUUGGAAAGAGAAAAUGCUUCAAGAUACCAAGGACAUUAUGAAAGAGAAACGCAAACAUAAGAAGAAAAAAGAUGACAACCCUAACCGAAGGAACUUGAACCCGCGAAAGAUCAAAACACGUAAAGAUGAAUGGGAACGCCGGAAAAUGGGGGAGGAGUUUGUUGUACCCAAACACGAUGCCAUGGGCAACUCUUCCGAAGUGUUGAAUGGCAGUAUUGGCUCUGGUGAUGAUGGUUUUAAUCACUCUGAUAGCUAUUUGGACCAAAGCACUAACUCCUACAGCUAUGAUACCGGCUCUCCUCUCCCACCUCCAAUGCAAGAGGACUUCCCCCCACCACCACCACCUCCAGACAUCCCGUGUAAUGAUGUAUCUGGGGGUCCUCCUUCGAAGCGUAGUAGUCUUUUAAGCCCCAGUCACCCUCCACCCGCUCCACCAGCGAUGUCUUCUUCUCCAGGCCGUCCGACUGUGGCUCCUCCCUUGGUACCACCACCACCUCCACCUCCUGGUGGCAUGAUCCCACCUCCUCCACCACCUCUAGGUUUCGAUUCGCCCCCCUCUCCCCCUCCAUUGUCCAGCAAUUCUGCUUCCAACCUACCUCCUCCACCACCCAUGGAAGAUGGUACUCCAGCUCCUCCACCGCCCCCCAUGGGAGGUGGUCCACCUCCUCCUCCCCCUCCCCCUCCCCCUCCAGGCCCUCCUCCACCCUCUGCUCCAGCCCCACCUCCCUCAGGAGGAGUCUCUGCUCCUGCCGCACCCAAAGCCCAGCCUGCUCCAGCCCAGGGCGAUGGUCGCAGUGACCUUCUGUCAGCUAUCCGUCAAGGAUUUAACCUGCGUAAAGUGGAGGAACAGCGAGAGCAGGAGAAGAGGGAUCACGCGGGCAAUGAUGUCGCAGCCAUCCUGUCUCGUCGCAUUGCCGUGGAGUGCAGCGACUCUGAGGAUGAUUCAUCCGAAUUUGAUGAUGAUGAGUGGUCUGACUAAAGCUAUCGCUCCGCUUUUCAUCACCUGUGUGAUGUCAUUAAGAUCAUUCCUUUUAGACCU
This is a messenger RNA of Carassius carassius (crucian carp), 1760 nucleotides long. RefSeq names its product actin-binding protein WASF2-like. Gene Ontology annotation, molecular function: actin binding; Arp2/3 complex binding; protein kinase A regulatory subunit binding. Lineage: Eukaryota; Metazoa; Chordata; Actinopteri; Cypriniformes; Cyprinidae. Gene Ontology annotation, cellular component: cytoskeleton. Gene Ontology annotation, biological process: actin cytoskeleton organization; positive regulation of Arp2/3 complex-mediated actin nucleation. The transcript is spliced from 9 exons. The record is from RefSeq and is a predicted model, not a curated record. Bases 243 to 1700 code for a protein of 485 amino acids.